Messenger RNA from Polyodon spathula (Mississippi paddlefish), 642 nucleotides. RefSeq names its product UBA-like domain containing 1a (gene ubald1a). Bases 154 to 618 code for a protein of 154 amino acids. The transcript has 3 exons. The record is from RefSeq and is a predicted model, not a curated record. NCBI's taxonomy places the organism in Eukaryota, Metazoa, Chordata, Actinopteri, Acipenseriformes, Polyodontidae. Gene Ontology annotation, molecular function: protein binding.
AGGGGCAAGCUCGCUGCCGGAGGACCUACAGUAAAUAUUUGUGUUUGCUCAGCCGGCUGUAAUGGUGGAUCACUGAGAAAAGAAACAUCCUAAGGACUGAAGAGAAGGAAAACAGCAGACACACCGAUACAAAAAACCGAAAUCUCGGUCAGUAUGGACGAGCUCAAACACCAAGUCAUGAUCAAUCAGUUUGUGUUGACCGCGGGUUGCGCGGCGGACCAGGCGAGACAGCUUCUGCAAGCGGCACAUUGGCAGUUUGAGACUGCUCUUAGUGCUUUCUUUCAAGAAACCAACAUCCCGUACAGUCACCACCAUCAGAUGAUGUGCACUCCAGCCAAUACGCCAGCAACGCCUCCCAACUUCCCGGAUGCUCUCACCAUGUUUGCUCGGCUCAAGGCUUCAGAGAGCUUCACCAGCAGCAGCCCCAUCGCCUCCAUGACCACUUCACCCCCCCCUCAGGUCAGCUGGGCCAUGACACCCCCACCCCCCAGCCAGCAGGGACUGUGGACUCCAGGGCAGCCUCCCUCGCAGGCGCCCCCUCCUGGCUGGCCCGCCACAGUCACCCAGCAGGCCGCCUCUGAACAGAAGGCCAGUGUCGCAAUGGAGGCGGAGAGAUGAGGUCCUGGACUUGGGGCAAUCGGG